Polistes dominula (European paper wasp) is the source of this 510-nucleotide messenger RNA. RefSeq lists its product as uncharacterized. Lineage: Eukaryota; Metazoa; Arthropoda; Insecta; Hymenoptera; Vespidae. The record is from RefSeq and is a predicted model, not a curated record.
AUGAUUGAAUUUUUAUUUUUGGAAUGUUUAAAAGCAAAGGAAAUUUAUGAACGAAUUUUGAAAGUGUAUAAGGACUCUUCGUCUUCAAUCAGACGUCCAAAAACAGCAACAACACCGGAAAUCGUAGAAAAAAUACAGGAUAUCAUAUUUGAAAAUCAUCGAGUGACUGAAAGAUAUUUAGUAGAAGCCUUAGGCAUCUCAUUGGGCAGUGUAAGCAAUAUUUUGACUGAAGUAUUGGUUUUUAAAAAGCUGUGGGCACAAUGGGUGCCGUAUUCGCUAACAAUGGAAAUAAAACACAUUCGAAUGCGACUUUCUCAGCAACACUUAGAGCGUUUUCGAAAGGAUAAAGUGGAUUUUAUGCGUCGAUUCAUCACUAUGGAUAAGACUUGGGUCUAUCACCAUGAUCCUGAAUCAAAACAAGAGGCUAAAGAGUGGUGUAAACCUGGUUCUUCGGCUCCGAAACGAAUUCGUGUCCAGAAAUCGGCGAAGGUGUUACCAUCAGUUUUUUAG